UGUGUUGCAGCGCAGUGGUAUAUAUCAUGUCACCGCCAAGAAGUAUCCUGAGCACACUGGUGACUUCCGGAUAUCAUGUCUUCGGGCGAGAAGAUGCCGACGGUUACCGACCAAGAUGUUAUGUCGGCAAAGAGAAUUGAAGAAGACUCGUCAGUUGUGCUUGAAAAGGAUACAGUCACCAAAAUCGACAGUGACCUCGACGUUGGUGCUCUCUAUGCAAACCAACUAAAUGGCGAUUCGUAUUCGAGAAAGGAGGAGGUUAGCCUUCGGUGGCGACUCGACAGACGGAUUAUGCCAAUUGUCAUGUUGAACGUAAUAUUAGCCAGUUGCGACAAAACCUCUUCUUCAACUGGAGCGCUAUAUGGCCUGAAGACUGACUGUGAUCUUACUGGUAAUCGAUAUUCCUGGGUUGGCAGCGCAUUCUAUUUCGGUUACUUGGUAGCAUCACUCCCAGCUGCCUGGCUGUUGCAACGACUACCAAUUGCGAAAUUCACGGUCGGAUGCCAAUUGGUGUGGGGAAUCAUUCUGAUUGCCACAGGCUUCGUGAGCAAUUUUCCAGGACUCCUGGCGUUGCGAAUUCUUCUAGGUAUCUUCGAAGCUCCGAUCAUUCCUGGAAACCUUAUCAUGAUCGGAAUGUGGUAUCCGAGGAAAGAACAAGCACUUCGCCUCGGAAUAUUCUACACCGGCUUUGCACAGCUGAUCACUGGCCCUGUUGGCUACGGUGUAGGGUACGUCACUGGAACGUGGUUCAAGCCAUGGCGUUUAUUCUUCUGGAUCAUUGGGAGCAUUACGAUCAUUUGGGCUUUCUUCAUAAGCCUUGUACUCCCGGACAGUCCAGUUUCAGCAAAGUUCCUGAGUGAACGUGAGAAGGCUAUUAUUGUCGACAGGAUGAGGGCAGAUCAGAUUGGUAUCGAAAAUAAGACGUGGAAGUGGGCACAGUUUCGAGAAGCGUUGCUCGAUGUGAAGACCUGGCUACUGGUGCUCUUCAAUCUCUGGGUCUCCAUACCCAAUGGAGGUCUCACAAGUUUCACGCCACUUAUUGUAAAUGGACUUGGAUACAGCUCUCAACGCGCUGCCCUACUGACGAUGCCAUCUGGAAUCCUGGAAACAGUGUCCUCAUAUCUUUGCAACGGCUGCGUGUUCCUGCUUGUUACACGUCUGCCAAAAUACCACCCUCGAGGCGUGAUUAUUAUCAUUGGUCUUAUCGUUGGCAUGAUCGCGGCAAUUUUCCUCUAUACUCUCCCUCUGACGGCACUGCAUAACCGUCUCGCUGCACUUUAUGUCUCAUACUUUUACUUGGGCCCAUAUAUCGUUUCUCUUGGAUUCAUCACAGCAAAUACGGCCGGCCACACCAAGAAAGUGACAGUCAAUGCUUUGGUCUUUAUAAGCUAUUGUGUGUCAAACAUCAUCGGACCUCAAUUCUUCAAGUCGAACCAAGCACCUCUCUAUCCACUUGGAACAGGUGCGAUUCUCGGCGCUUACGUCCUUUCGAUAAUCACAAUGUGUACCUAUAUGGCAUUUUGUUGGCAUGAGAAUCAACGCCGCGACAAAUUGGAUACUGCAGGCGGCGAGCUAGCCCAUCAAGAGACAGACUUUAAGGAUUUGACAGACAAGGAAAACAUACACUUCAGAUACGUUUGGUGAACGGGACAUACUGCAUUCUAUGUCCACAUGCAGAUUGAA
This is a messenger RNA of Mollisia scopiformis, 1683 nucleotides long. Its product is annotated as putative allantoate permease. Bases 76 to 1644 code for a protein of 522 amino acids. Gene Ontology annotation, biological process: transmembrane transport. Lineage: Eukaryota; Fungi; Ascomycota; Leotiomycetes; Helotiales; Mollisiaceae. The transcript is spliced from 5 exons. The record is from RefSeq and is a predicted model, not a curated record. Gene Ontology annotation, molecular function: transmembrane transporter activity. Gene Ontology annotation, cellular component: membrane.